Gastrolobium bilobum is the source of this 6456-nucleotide messenger RNA. Its product is annotated as phosphatidylinositol 4-kinase alpha 2-like. Gene Ontology annotation, molecular function: 1-phosphatidylinositol 4-kinase activity. Gene Ontology annotation, cellular component: plasma membrane; cytoplasm. The transcript is spliced from 26 exons. Gene Ontology annotation, biological process: phosphatidylinositol phosphate biosynthetic process; phosphatidylinositol-mediated signaling. The coding region runs from base 170 to 6274 and encodes 2034 amino acids. NCBI's taxonomy places the organism in Eukaryota, Viridiplantae, Streptophyta, Magnoliopsida, Fabales, Fabaceae. The record is from RefSeq and is a predicted model, not a curated record.
CAAUGGCAACGGCAAUGACGAGAACAACAGCAACGAUGUUGCUGCAUCCUUAGCAGAGAGAGAGAAUUGAAUGCCACACACAUCUUGUAACUUUCGUUGUCAACACGAAUCCCUCAUUGGGAGCAAUUCCUCUCGUUUCGUUUUCGUGUUCGGAUUUUGCCUCUAAAUCAUGAUGGAAGCUUUGAUCGAGUUAUGCGACCUGAUUGCGCAGAAUCCAUCACAAUUCUCCGACAAACUCUCAUGGAUAUGCGACAAAUGUCCACCGCCGGAGUACCUAUCGGCCGGAAGUCCUAGGGUUUCACGCUCUCAGCUCAAUGCCGUCCUCGCCGUCGCUCGCUUCUUGUCCAAGUGCCCCGAUUCCACCGAUCUACGGCCUAAGUCAGUCGCCGUCGAGUUCCUUCGCUCCAUUCCCUAUUCCUUCACUCAAUCCUUCUGGCCCCACCCCUUUAGCGCCGAUUACGUUACCUCUUUCUUCGUCGAUUUCCUCGGUUACGUCUCCAAAGCCACCGAAUUGUCGUCGGAUUUUGCCGAGGAGGUCGCCGGAUUCUCCGGGGAAGUAGUGAUAUCGGCGAUCGGUGAACAGCACUCCGGCAUUGCUAGGGCUUUCUUGGUCGCUUUGUCGCGGAACUUUCUUCCAAUUUCAUCUUCGGAUGCAGAUAAAUUGGUGACUUCUUUGAUCGAUCAAUUUGCGGCCCCCAUCAUCCCUGUCGCCGGGGAACUCAUUGCCGGAAACUCUGACAUUUCUUCGUCUCAGAGUUCGCCCCUCAGUGUAAACCACCAAUCUCAAACCAAUUACAAUGGCAGUCCGGUGAAUGAAGUGAUGAGCAAUGUGUCUGGUUCUUCGAGCAGUGCGGCUUCUAAGGCUAUGGAUGAGGCUAGCACUGCCUCUUCAAGAGGGUCGGCCAUGACGAAUGGCGGAAACCAUAUUUGGAGGACUAAUGCUGAUCAGUUGGCACAGAACUUGGGUUUAAAUGAUGGUGGUCCUUGUGGAGUCUCGUCUGGCCAACAAGUUGCUUCCUUCGAGGAAGAGUCUGUGGAGUUCUUGGAGAGACAAGAGAUAGCUUUUAAGUUGAUUGCUCACGUAUUGGAAAAGGUUCACAUUGAUCCUACCCUUUUGGAGCAGGUUAGGUUAAUUGGGAAGAAGCAGAUUCAGUCUAUUUCUGUUUUUCUAAAGAUAAGGAAGAGGGAUUGGCAUGAGCAGGGGUCACUUCUGAAAGCAAGAAUUAAUACUAAACUGUCAGUUUAUAGAGCUGCCGUGAGACUUAAAAUCAAGAGCCUCUCGGCACUGGAUUCUGAUUCGAGAUCUGUAAAGAGAUUGGUUUAUGAGGCAGUUGCGAUAUUGAUAGAUGCUGCCGAGGCAUGCUUACUAUCUGGAUGGCGGAAGUUGAGAACGUGUGAAGAGCUCUUCAGUUCCUUGCUUCUUGGGGUAGCACAAAUUGCUAUCACCAGAGGAGGUCAGCCGUUGCGUAUUUUGCUCAUUCGCCUUAAGCCAAUUGUUCUUAACGUUUGUGCUCAGCCUGAUACAUGGAGCAACAACCAGGGAGCCAUGUUUGAGAGUGUCACAAAGGCCAGCUGCCAGAUUAUUGAAUCCUGCUGGAAUAAGGAGCGGGCCCCUGUAGACACAUACAUCAUGGGAUUAGCCCAAAGCAUACGUGAACGGAAUGAUUACCAGGAACAGGACAACCAAGAGAAACCUGCAGUUCCUUUUGUACAGCUUAAUAUUAUACGCCUAUUUGCUGAACUGAGUGUUGCAGUCAACAAGUCUGAGCUGGUAGACGUGAUAUUACCUCUUUUUAUUGAAAGCUUAGAAGAGGGUGAUGCUUCAACUCCUAGUUUAUUGAGACUCCGACUUCUUGAUGCUGUGUCUCGAAUGGCUAGUUUAGGUUUUGAGAAAUCUUACCGUGAGACAAUGGUUUUGAUGACUAGAAGUUACAUGAAUAAACUUUCCAGUGUAGGAUCGGCUGAAAGCAAAACAGAGGCACCUGAAGCCACAACUGAGCGAGUUGAAACUCUACCUGCAGGAUUUCUUCUUAUUGCUAGUGGUCUUACUAGUGAUAGAUUACGUUCAGAUUAUCGCCAUCGAUUGCUCUCCCUGUGCUCAGAUGUUGGUUUAGCUGCUGAGUCUAAAAGUGGAAGGAGUGGAGCAGAUUUCCUGGGUCCUCUGCUCCCGGCAGUUGCUGCGAUUUGUUCUGAUUUUGAUCCUACUUUAAAUGUGGAGCCAUCACUAUUAAAACUGUUUCGCAACCUAUGGUUCUAUGUUGCUCUUUAUGGCCUUGCACCUCCAAUACAGAAGACUCAGCUAACUACAAAGUCAGUUUCCAGUACCCUGAACAGUGUGGGAAGCAUGGGUGGGAUUGCCCUUCAAGCUGUAAGUGGGCCAUAUAUGUGGAAUAUGGAGUGGUCUUCUGCUGUUCAGAGAAUUUCUCAGGGGACUCCUCCACUAGUUGUUAGCUCGGUGAAAUGGCUCGAGGAUGAGUUAGAACUAAAUGCUCUGCACAACCCAGGAAGUCGCCAAGGAAGUGGCAAUGAGAAAGCUGCUCUUGCACAGAGAACUGCUCUUUCUGCAGCUUUAGGAGGGAGAGUUGAUGUCACGGCAAUGACCACAAUCUCAGGAGUGAAAGCUACUUAUCUUCUUGCCGUAGCUUUUCUAGAGAUCAUCCGCUUCAGCAGCAAUGGCGGAAUCCUAAAUGGUGGCACCACUAUGGAUGCUGCUAGAAGUGCCUUCACUUGUGUCUUUGAAUAUCUCAAGACUCCAAAUCUAAUGCCCGCUGUCUUCCAGUGCUUAACAGCAAUUGUCCACAGGGCCUUUGAAACAGCUGUGUCAUGGCUGGAAGAUCGAGUUUCUGAAAUAGGCCAUGAAGCUGAUACCCGAGACUCAAUACUUACAGUACAUACCUGUUUUCUAAUCAAAAGUCUGUCUCAAAGGGAGGAUCAUAUACGAGAUAUUGCAGAGAACUUGUUGACUCAACUUAGAGAUAGGUUUCCACAGGUUUUAUGGGAUUCAUCCUGCUUAGACUCAUUGCUAUUUUCAUUUAAUGAUGACUCUUCUUCUGCUGUCAUCAAUGAUCCUGCUUGGACAGUAACAGUCCGUUCGUUAUAUCAGAGAAUUGUUCGUGAAUGGAUAAUUAAAUCACUUUCAAGUGCUCCAUGCACUAGCCAGGGCCUUCUGCAGGAUAAACUUUGUAAAGCAAACACUUGGCAAAGAGCACAGCCCUCCAUUGAUGUUGUUUUACUUUUAUCUGAGAUACGAAUUGGCACUGGGAAAAAUGACAACUGGUCAAUGCAAACAGCAAAUAUUCCUGCAGUCAUGGCUGCCGCAGCUGCAGCUUCAGGAGCAAACUUAAAAGCGUCAGAGUCUUUUAAUCUAGAGGUUAUCAGUUCUGGUAAGUGUAAUCAAGCUUCAGCGACAGUCAAGUGCAACCACGCUGGAGAAAUUGCUGGCAUGAGAAGGUUGUAUAACAGCAUUGGUGGAUUUCAAUCCAGUACGGGGCUUGGAGCUGGGCUUCAAAGAAUUAUAUCUGGAGCUUUUCCUCAACAACCACAAGCUGAGGAUGACUCAUUCAAUGGAAUGUUGCUUAAUAAGUUUGUGCGUUUACUUCAACAGUUUGUCAACAUAGCAGAGAAAGGUGGGGAAGUGGUCAGGUCUGAAUUUCGUGAUACUUGCUCUCAGGCUACUGUGCUGCUGUUGUCAAAUUUGAGUUCUGGAUCCAAAUCGAACAUGGAGGGCUUCUCACAACUUCUUCGUCUUCUUUGCUGGUGUCCUGCUUAUAUCUCCACCCAUGAUGCAAUGGAAACAGGUGUUUACAUAUGGACGUGGUUGGUUUCUGCUGCACCUCAGCUUGGAGCUCUCGUUCUUGCCGAGCUUGUUGAUGCAUGGUUAUGGACAAUUGACACCAAGCGGGGUCUUUUUGCAUCUGAAACAAGGUAUUCCGGGCCUGCUGCAAGACUGAGGCCUCACCUGUCCCCUGGGGAGCCUGAAUUGCAGUCCGAGAUUGACCCUGUUGAGCAGAUAAUUGCUCAUCGACUAUGGCUUGGAUUUCUCAUUGAUCGCUUUGAGGCGGUUCGACACCAAAGUGUGGAGCAACUUUUGCUUCUUGGUAGGAUGUUGCAGGGGACAACAAAACUUCCCUGGAGCUUUUCACACCAUCCUGCAGCCACUGGCACUUUUUUCACUCUCAUGCUUCUAGGGCUCAAGUACUGCUCUUGCCAGUUUCAGGGCAAUUUGCAAAAAUUUCAAAUAGGGCUUCAGCUGCUGGAAGAUCGGAUUUAUCGGGCCUCUUUGGGUUGGUUUGCUUAUGAGCCUGAGUGGUAUGAUACAAACUAUACAAAUUUUGCUCAGUGUGAGGCUCAGUCCGUUUCUCUAUUUGUUCACUACCUUUCAAAUGUGAAAGGAGAUGUUGUUCAAUUUGGUUCAAAAGGAAAUGGACAAGAAAAUGGGAAUUCUUUGGCUGAUGUGAAUGAUCACUAUCAUCCUGUUUGGGGUCAAAUGGAGAACUAUGCUGUAGGCAGAGAAAAACGUCGGCAGCUACUCUUAAUGCUAUGCCAACAUGAGGCUGAUAGGCUUGAGGUCUGGGCGCAACCAACUAACACAAAAGAAAGUGGUUCCCGACCCAAGUUUAGCUCAGAUAAAUGGAUAGAAUAUAGUAGGACUGCCUUCGCUGUUGAUCCUAGGAUUGCUUUAUGCUUGGCCUCAAGGUUCCCGACCAACGCAUUUGUGAAGACCGAAGUAACUCAGCUGGUUCAGGCACAUAUAGUGGACGUGCGCAACAUACCAGAAGCAUUACCUUACUUUAUUACCCCAAAGGCUGUUGAUGAUAAUUCAGUGCUAUUGCAACAAUUGCCUCAUUGGGCUCCUUGUUCUAUUACACAAGCUCUGGAGUUCCUUACUCCUGCAUACAAGGGGCAUCCUCGGGUCAUGGCAUAUGUCUUAAGGGUUCUGGAAACCUAUCCUCCUGAAAGAGUGACCUUUUUUAUGCCACAGCUGGUGCAGUCUUUGCGACAUGAUGAAGGGAGAUUAGUAGAAGGUUAUUUGCUUAGAGCUGCUCAAAGAAGUGACAUAUUUGCUCACAUUCUUAUCUGGCAUCUGCAGGGUGAGACUGUACCUGAGGUAGGAAAAGAUCCAAACAGUGUAAAGAAUGGUUCAUUUCUAGAACUGCUGCCAGCUGUAAGACAGCGAAUAAUUGAUGGUUUUAGUCCAAAGGCACUUGACAUAUUUAGAAGAGAGUUUGAUUUCUUUGACAAAGUUACAUCCAUAUCUGGUGUACUAUUUCCACUCCCUAAGGAAGAACGUCGAGCUGGUAUCCGAAGAGAGUUGGAGAAAAUUGAACUAGAGGGUGAAGACCUAUAUCUACCAACAGCUCCUAACAAGCUUGUUACGGGUAUUCGAGUAGAUAGCGGCAUUCCCUUACAGUCAGCUGCAAAAGUCCCUAUCAUGAUAACAUUUAACGUGGUUGAUCGAGAUGGGGACAAAAAUGAUAUAAAGCCACAAGCUUGCAUUUUCAAGGUUGGAGAUGACUGUAGACAAGAUGUUCUUGCCCUUCAAGUAAUAGCACUUCUUAGAGAUAUAUUUGAAGCUGUCGGAUUAAAUCUCUAUCUAUUUCCUUAUGGUGUUCUGCCUACUGGUCCUGAGAGAGGUAUAAUAGAGGUUGUGCCUAAUACACGUAGUAGAAGUCAGAUGGGGGAAACAACUGAUGGGGGUUUGCUCGAGAUAUUUCAGCAAGACUAUGGACCUGUUGGGUCUAGCAGUUUUGAGGCUGCUCGCCAGAACUUUAUCAUUAGUAGUGCUGGUUAUGCUGUUGCUAGUCUGUUGCUUCAACCAAAGGAUAGGCACAAUGGGAACCUUCUCUUUGAUAAUGUUGGGAGGCUUGUUCAUAUUGACUUCGGUUUCAUCCUAGAAACUUCUCCCGGUGGGAAUAUGCGUUUUGAAAGUGCACAUUUUAAGCUGAGCCAUGAGAUGACGCAAUUACUAGAUCCAUCAGGUGUUAUGAAGAGUGAUACAUGGAACCAAUUUUUAAGAUUGUGUGUGAAGGGAUACCUUGCUGCCCGUCAACAUAUGGAUGGGAUCAUCACUACUGUGGCAUUAAUGCUGGACAGCGGUUUACCUUGCUUCAGCAGGGGAGACCCCAUUGGCAAUCUUCGGAAGAGAUUUCAUCCGGAGAUGAGUGAGCGUGAAGCAGCCAAUUUCAUGACCCAUGUGUGUAAAGAUGCUUACAAUAAGUGGACCACUGCUGGCUAUGACUUGAUACAGUACCUGCAGCAAGGCAUCGAGAAGUGAGAAAUAAUAUAGAACUCACCUACCAUGUACAUGGUUGCUUGUAAUUUUACAUUCAUUGUUGUCUUGUGCUUUGUUUUUUUUUUUUUUUGAGGAAUUUUGACGGUUAUAGUAUUAAGGAGGGAAUAGUAUAAAUGGCAGAUGAAGAUUUAUAAGGAUCUUUUUUUUUUUUUUUUCCAUUUUUU